UGUAUACCCUAAUUCCAACACUCCCUAGACACAACGCACACACCACAGUUAUCUCGAGUGCCUGAGGGUACCUAGAAGCUUAGAACACAUACCUGCCAGGCACUCAUCUGAAGAUAUAGUGCGGAGGAUGGGGAUUGCCAAUGUCCUUAACUCUAUCGCAGGGCUUUUGCCAUGGGAUUUUGUACUUUGGCAAAUGACCUGUCGAUCAACGCGUCGUUGUAUCCUGACCGGAUCAAAUUCCCGAUCGAAUCUAUGACCGCCAUGGACAUCUGCGGUGUUCGUUCAGUGCACUGGAAACUUGCGUGUCGUCAUGUCAACAAACGGGCAAGACGUGUAGGCACCAAUGACCGCAGUUAUGAUGCUAAUCUACAUCACCACAAGGCUCCUUAACCAAUCCUCGUGACCUGCUCCUGAACCACGAAAGACCACAAACCAUGGCGCACGCUCACGGCUGGCUUCAACUCUCCCUCGCCUGCACUCGACGUUCCUCCUCACAGAUCCUCUAUCGUAACCUUGCGAGCAGCAUCAGAUCUCGUUCAAGCCUGCCUCAUAAGGUCGGCAGUUUGUUAUUCUACAAAUCCUUGACCGUUCGAAGCCAGCCAGCAAGACGAACCCCCAGCUUACGAGCAUCUGUAAGAACCAUGGCGACAGUCAAUGGAGACGAGCAUUUCAUGAAGACUUCCGGUCAGCAUGACCCCGUCUGGAUCCAUAAAGAUCCCUACAUCAAUCGCCCCGAAUUUCGGCAACUGGACAAGGACUUGGAAGCGGAUGUCUGCAUUAUCGGCUCAGGAAUCUCGGGCAUUUCCGUCGCGGAACAACUCGUCAAGAGAAACUACAAAGUGGUCAUGAUCGAAGCUAGAGAUGCCAUUUCGGGUGAGACGAGUCGUACGUCGGGUCACCUGGCAUCUGAUCUCGAUGACGGCUAUACCGAGAUCGCCAAAAAGUUCGGACGUGAGGGAGCCAAAAUAGCAGCUGAAUCUCAUAAUUGGGCUAUCAACCAUGUGGGAGAAGUGUCCAAAGAGCUCGCUAUCGACUGCGAGUAUCGCAAGCUACCAGGGUACAAUAUCUCGCAGUACCCCAAAGGAACAAAAGAGCACGAUGAAGAAAUCGAGACCUUGAAAGAGGAGGUCAAGGUUGCUCAAGAAAUCGGUCUCGAUGCAAAGUAUGUGGAAGACGCAACCAUUCGCGGCUGGGACGGGAAACCCGACCAGCGCGAUGCAGCGAUAUACAACGGUCAAGCAACGUUCCACCCCACCAAGUACCUCAACGGCGUUCUGAAUUGGCUGAGGAGACAACGCAACUUUGACUGCUACACGCGCACGCGGAUGACUUCGAUCAACGAAAAGGGUGUCGAUGUGCCUUUGACCGACGUCCAUCUUGGAUCGGACAAGGUGAUUGUGGAAACUGCCAACGGACAUAAGAUCACCUGCAGCCAUGCUGUUGAAGCCACCUGCGUACCGUUGCAGAAGCUCAGCUUAAUUGCCGAGAUGGAGUACCACCGAACAUACUGCAUCGCCAUCCGAGUUCCAAAAGGCAGCGUGGAGGACUGUCUGAUUUACGAUCAAGCAGAGGAGUACAAGUAUGUGCGCCUGACCGAGUGCGAUGACCAAUGGGAUUACAUGGUGGUUGGAGGCUGUGACCACAAAGUGGGACAAGAGGAUGAAUGGGACGAACGAUACAAGGAACUGGAAACAUGGACCAGGGAAAGAUUCACGAAUGCUGGGUCGGUAGAUUACAAGUGGUCCGGGCAGAUUUUCGAACCUGUCGAUUACAUGGCAUUCAUCGGAAAGAAGUCGGGAUGCACACGCACAUAUACGAUUACCGGCGACUCAGGAAACGGGCUUACUCACGGCGUGCUCGCAGGGAAACUGAUCGCCGACGAGAUCCAAGGUAUUAAGAAUCCUUGGGCCAAGGUGUACGACCCCAAGAACCGCAAGACGACCCUUAUCAGCAAAGCCCCCGAUAUCCUCCAGCACGAUCUCCAGAUCAACGCACAGUACAAGCGGUUGGUGAAGUCAGACAUCAAGGAUAUCGAAGACUUGGGCUGUGAUGAAGGUGGCGUUUUAAAUCCUACCAUGUCCAAACCUCAAGCUAUCUACAAAGACAAGGAUGGCAAGGUGCAUAGGCUCAGCGCCCUAUGUCCGCACAUGCAGGGCGUGGUAUGCUGGAAUAACGAUGAGAAGAGCUGGGAUUGCCCCGUUCACGGUAGUCGUUUCAGCAAAUAUGGUACCCAGCUCAUUGGGCCAGCGAAAAUGGGCUUGCAGCGUUUGGAUGACGAGUGAGUUAGAAACCGUUCUUCCUGAAGUAGCACGGAGCUUUAGGCGUCAACAGAGAUACUGAAGCAAUGAAAUAAUGUAUCACUCAACGCAUUCCCAUA
Molecule: messenger RNA, 2377 nt
Organism: Exophiala dermatitidis NIH/UT8656
Lineage: Eukaryota; Fungi; Ascomycota; Eurotiomycetes; Chaetothyriales; Herpotrichiellaceae
Product: oxidoreductase
Exons: 2
Coding region: 435-2282 (615 amino acids)
Cellular component (GO): cytoplasm
Molecular function (GO): 2 iron, 2 sulfur cluster binding; oxidoreductase activity
Source: RefSeq, a predicted model, not a curated record